Molecule: messenger RNA, 405 nt
Organism: Protopolystoma xenopodis
Lineage: Eukaryota; Metazoa; Platyhelminthes; Monogenea; Polystomatidea; Polystomatidae
Source: the annotation of a GenBank genome assembly
AUGAAGAGGGUGGACGAGGAGGAGGAGGAGGAGAAGGAGGAGGAGGAAAGAAAGAAGAAAGUGGCAUGCAAAACUGUGAAAGCUCCGAAAGAGAACGACAGGACAGUUGCCCACAGCCGACCAACGCACCAUGCCAGACCACCUCAGCCUACUCCACCAACUCUGCUCACUCGAGCUGUACGUCCCUCAAGCCUGGCGCCCACGUCAUUAGUCGUUGCCUCGUCUUCGCCGUCUGUAGAGUUGACGACAGCGACGACAUGGCAACCAUGGCACUGGAGACUCUCCACUCGGCCGGACGCCGAGCCAAUUGAACCGCGAAUCAUCAGCAACCCGAUCGGACUGGCCUACACCUCGGAUCGCUCAUCCAUCCCGCUUGAAUGGGACGAUGCCAGUCUGGCCAUUUAG